GCGCGCAAUCAUUUUCGAAGAACGAUUUGGGCCUCAAGAUGGCAGCUUCCAUUUGGAAAUUCGGCAAACUUGUUUUGCCUAAAGCAAGAAGAUCUCCUCGUCUUUUCAAGUCCUUGGAGUCGAGUUCAGUGCUUCCUCAGUAUGAUCAGCACAGGAACCUCUCUAUCCAUGAAUACAUGGGUUACCAGCUGUUGGAGGAAGCAGGUGUCCCCAUCCCCAAGGCUGAGGUGGCUACUAAUGCACAGAGAGCAUAUGAAAUUGCCAAGAGCUUAGGGUCUGGAGAUGUGGUGGUCAAGGCUCAAGUGUUGGCUGGUGGGAGGGGGAAGGGACACUUCACCAGUGGUUUGAAGGGAGGUGUCAAACUUGCCUUCUCCCCGGAAGAGGUCAAAGAUCUUGCCUCCCAGAUGAUUGGAAACAAGCUGAUCACAAAACAGACGGGUGAAGCAGGCAGGAUCUGCAACUCGGUUCUUGUCUGUGAAAGGAUGUAUGUCAGGAGAGAGUACUACUUUGCAAUCACAAUGGAAAGGGCAUUCAAUGGGCCAGUUUUGGUAGCCAGUUCACAGGGUGGUGUAAACAUAGAGGACGUCGCAGCAGACAAUCCAGAUGCAAUCAUCAAAGAACCUAUCGAUAUUGAAGCAGGUAUCCAGAGAUCACAAGCCGAGAAGGUGGCCAAACUCAUGGGCUUCCCAGAGAAAGCUGUACCACAGGCUGCAGAAACAUUUAUGAACCUGUAUAAUAAUAUCUUCAUAAAGUAUGAUGCUACUAUGCUAGAGAUUAACCCCCUUGUUGAAGACAGUGAUGGAAACGUCCUCUGCAUGGACUCCAAGAUCAACUUCGAUGACAACGCUUCGUACAGACAAAAGAAGAUCCACGAUUUGAGGGAUUGGUCACAAGAAGAUGAGCGAGAAGUGUCGGCAUCGGAGUACAAUCUCAACUACAUAGGCCUUGAUGGAGACAUUGGUUGCUUAGUAAAUGGAGCUGGAUUAGCCAUGUCCACCAUGGAUAUCAUUAAACUCCAUGGAGGCACGCCUGCAAACUUCCUUGAUGUCGGGGGCGGGGCUACGGCAGACCAAGUCAAGCAGGCAUUCAAACUCAUCACAUCGGACAGCAAGGUGCAAGCGAUCAUGGUGAAUAUCUUUGGAGGAAUCAUGCAAUGUGACAUCAUCGCUAAGGGUAUCAUCGCCGCUGCUAAUGAACUCAAUCUUAAAGUACCCAUUGUAGUUAGGUUACAAGGAACCCAGGUUGAGGAAGCCAAAGCAAUUAUUGCAUCAAGCGAUCUCAGGAUAUUGGCUUGCGAUGACCUAGAUGAAGCAGCAAAAAUGGUUGUUAAAUUAUCCACAAUUGUAGGAUUAGCAAAAGACGCCCAUGUAGACGUCAACUUCCAGCUACCACUAUGAGCGGAGGAGAGUCAAAUGCACAAAUUUGAGGGUCUAACCGCCUUUUAUUCAGAGAUAAGAAAAAAUUCUUGUUAUAUUAUUGUCAUUCUUCACUUUAUUUAGUACAGUAUUUAUGUGUGUGUGUUUAUUUCCCCGAAUACAACCACAUUUGGUUUUGUUUUCACAAUGUGUUGAACUGAAAUGGACUUAUCUUUUACCUCACAUACAUACAUGCAUUCAGAACAUGUGGUUUAUUUUUGAGGUACUCUGAUACAACAUUGCACCUCUAAAGAAUGUUGCGAGCGCAUUACAUUCAAAUUAAGACAUUCUAUUUAAUCGUUGAACAGUAAAUUCUGAAAUUCGCUUAUGAUUUGUACUGGGACCAGUUUAACCGAUGUUGUAUUACAUUUAAACAACUUAAUACAAGGUAAAAACAAAAUGUAAUUUGUCUAAAAGGGGGUACCAUUUGUUAAAUGUGCUUAUACUCUUUCCUGAAGAUCUCUCCACACUCUGUCAAUAGGUAAAUAAGGUUAAUUGGUCAGUGGCAGAUAGACGUAAGUCCAGAGUGAUGUCCCACAUAAUCAGAACUAGGAGGACUUACCAUAUUGAGGGAUUUGAAAUACACAACCUCUGGUCAUUCAGGGAGAAACUUGUAUUCAUACAUCAAAGUCUAAACUGCGAUACCAGAGCCUCGUAUGAUGAAGAUUAGUGAUUGAUCAUGAGGCCGACUUAUACGAUUGAUUGCAUUGAUUAAUGUGUAUGAUCAGUCAUAAAUAUCAGCACCAUAAUCGAUAAGGGGGCCGAGAUCGUAACAGUCCAAGAGUUGAAUAAAUUUUUGUGAGCUAUUAGAAGAGAAAGGUGUGUGCUUGUAUAGAUAAAUCAGAAUUAAAUAGUAUGCAGGAUAUAGUGACUUUAGGAUUGGAACACCGGUUUAUAGAUAUAUCAGCAUUAAAUAGUACACACAUAAAGACCUUAUGACUGGUAUGGAAGUUUGAACUAGAUUUUUCAAUUUGUGGUUUUAUAUCCUUUUGCCGGUGAAUCAGCAUGAAAGAACACACUAUAAAACAUUGAUUGAGACAUAUAAAAUAUGAUAAUAUAAAAGACAGAUUACUUUGACGCACAAAUCAGAAUUUUAUUCAGACCAAGAUUCUCAAACAAGAAUAGAGUAGUUUCACAAUGACAUUACAAGGUGAUAUGGGUUUUUAAAGUUAUUAUUUCUGCUAUCUUUUGAGUAAAAUAUAAAUUCAUAUGAAUAUUAUUGCCCUCACAAAUCAAGUGCUUUUGAAGAAUACAUUGACAAAAUAUGUGUAGUAUAUGCCUAUAGGCUGCUUGAAUUAAAAUUAAUAAUAUAUUUUGUAUUCUUAGACCUAAAUGGGUAUUAUUGCUGAAUAUUAUUCAAAUACAAUGUAUUAUGCUCUGAUUUUCAAAAAGUGCACCCUCAUUUAAAAAUAAUCAGACAAUUUGCCAAAUUACCAUAAUCUGAGCGAUGUAAAUACAUAGCAGGAAUAUCAUUCAGUUUUAACUUAAUUUCCUGUUAACUUUUCAUACAGCAGUGCAAAUGAGAGGAAUACUUUAUAGUUCUAUAUAUGUAAUGGUAAAAAGGAUUGUUGUAAUAUGUUGUACGAGUUGUUUCUAUUUUAAUGCACACAAUGUUGUGUGAGCAUACAUGAUAUGCAACUGUUUAUUCAUAGGUGAUAUGAAUUAAAUGAAUUCUAACAUAAAAAUAUCAGAA
This is a messenger RNA of Lytechinus pictus (painted urchin), 3108 nucleotides long. Its product is annotated as succinate--CoA ligase [ADP-forming] subunit beta, mitochondrial-like. The record is from RefSeq and is a predicted model, not a curated record. Gene Ontology annotation, cellular component: succinate-CoA ligase complex; mitochondrion. Gene Ontology annotation, biological process: tricarboxylic acid cycle; succinyl-CoA metabolic process. The transcript has 12 exons. Lineage: Eukaryota; Metazoa; Echinodermata; Echinoidea; Temnopleuroida; Toxopneustidae. The coding region runs from base 39 to 1397 and encodes 452 amino acids. Gene Ontology annotation, molecular function: metal ion binding; ATP binding; succinate-CoA ligase (ADP-forming) activity.